UGUCAUAUAAAUUAUAUAGGUCUAUGCAUAUAAAUGUCUUAAAGAUUUAUAAAAUUAAAUAUAAAUUUCUAAUAAUUUUAGAAACGAUUUUGUGUUGCACUGCAAAGUUUGCGUCAGUUAUAAAUAUGUACAGUAAUUUUGUCAGACCAACGACUACGCUAGCUGCAAACCGACAUUUUAAUUCCAAAGCCUUGAGUGGAGAGGAAGCAAAGAGAUUGUAUGUUGAAGAAAUCAAGGGUGCGAAAGACCCCUCACAACUACUACGUGAUAAACCACAAUCACAACAUGUAAAUAAAACUAAGACUGUAAAAGAGCCGCGCUUAUCGGACAAAGAGCUGUUUCUGACGGUACAAAACAACGAUGUAAACACUUUAAAGGCAGUAUUAGAUAGGUAUCCUGAUAAGAUAAAUAAGAUUGACAAGUUUGGAUGGAGCUUACUCAUGAUAGCUUGUCAGGCGAAUUCUGUUGAAACAGUUCAGGAGUUGCUAGCUCGUGGUGCAGAUGUAGAUGUCCGAGAUAAAGCUGGGAACUCUGCCAGAAGCUUAAUCAUAAAAAACAAAAACUUUUCACUAGCUAGCAUAUUUGUUACACAUAGAAACAGUAUUGAAAUACAAAAUGUAACUGUAGAAGACAGUAAAAUGAGAACAAAAGAUAAAGAAAAAUAUUUUUGUGAAACUUGUAGAAAUGAAUUCCAAGAUAAACAAGAACAUAUGUCUUCCACAAUCCAUAACAUAAUGUCAAGUAAACACAGAAAGUUACCUGUGAAUUAUGUAAUACCAUCUUCUAACAAGGGCUAUCAAAUCAUGUUAAAAGUUGGUUGGGACAAGGAAUCUGGCUUGGGCCCUGAUGGUUCUGGUAAAAAAUAUCCAAUCAAAACUGUGCAAAAGAAAGAUCGAAAAGGUCUUGGACUAGGUAAAAUAAAAUUGAAGAAUAAAGAUGAAUGUAUGAAAGAUACUGAUAAAAGAAUGACUAAGAAAAGAAAACACAUUGAGAGACAAUUUGAAGUAAAUUUUAGAAGAGAAUUUUAUUGAUAAAAUGCUUUUGUUGUUUUAUUUAUACUAAUUUUAUCUGUCCUAAUCUUAACUGCACUAACCAAGGCUCACAGGCUUCAGUAAUAUCAGGCAUAAUUGCAAUCGGUAAUUUAGGUAUCAUUUUAAACAUCCUCAAAAUUUUAAUUUUUAAAUAUCUUGACUCUGAUUUUUAAGGAACUAGUACAAAAUAGUAUGUGAAUAAAACUAAAUUGCUAGAUGGAAGCUAUUGCAUUUCAAUUAAAAAUGAAUAUCCACAAAAGGAAGCCUAAUUUAGGUAUAUAUUCUUCCAUUUAUAAUACACAGAAAAAAAUUUUUUUUGGCAUUGAAGGAUCAUCCAGUAGUUUUUUUUUUUUGUACAAUAUAAUAAAAUAUAACACAGGUGCGAAUGGAGGUGUGAAUCCUAGUUUAUGGCCAUUGCACUUCUGGUAGAACCCCUCCUUUGUUGGUGAUCUAUUGUCACAUAUAUAUUUCUUGCAGAUUGCAGAUAUCUUAUUAAUAUAAAAAGAAAGUGUACAAUGGCUUCUGGACCUAAAUCUGCUGUCUGAGCUCCUACAAGCCAAGGUUGCAUCAUAAUUUUUUGACCGACUACUCUUGUAAUAUUACUUGGUGCUAUCAUUUCAAUUAAAUCCCUUCACAAGUGCUUGAGGUAAUUAAUUCAUGGUUGAUGCUUGAGAUUUGAAUAUUGCAAUGCUGUGCCUCAAGAUUGCUUUGCUGUAUGUCAUCUGAUUUUGCAUUUUGGUGAUUACAACGAAGGGAAGAUCUUCCACCAGCAGGUGAUAUUGCUCAUUUGAUCAAUGUUCCAAUGUUGUUGUUUGGAACUAUUAUAUAUGACAGCUUAUCUUUAAAAUAUUGCAAGAGAAAUUCAGGCACCGUCAAAUAUCUUGUGUUGUAUAAUAGAUACCAUCACAGCAUCCUUUUGGCAGUUUUUAUAUAAUGAUUGAAAACAGUGAUUUUAGUUCAAGUAAAUAAUGACAGCAUUUGCCACAUUCAUCCCAAUAAUUUGCCUCACCAUUAAUUCUAUAUUUCACUAGU
Messenger RNA from Bombyx mandarina (wild silkworm), 2063 nucleotides. RefSeq names its product G patch domain and ankyrin repeat-containing protein 1 homolog. NCBI's taxonomy places the organism in Eukaryota, Metazoa, Arthropoda, Insecta, Lepidoptera, Bombycidae. The record is from RefSeq and is a predicted model, not a curated record. Gene Ontology annotation, molecular function: nucleic acid binding; protein binding.